UCGUACCAUCAACAACGUUCAUCUGCUUCCCACGGAAUUUGCCCGUCAUGGCAGCGGCCUUCUCCGGUCAGAUCCACAAUUGCAGCAUGCCGAUGGGUGCAAUCAGCCCGAUUCCAUCAACGACGUUCUUUUGGUUUCUACGGAACUUGUAUGUUAUGGCAGCAACCUUUCCCGGUCAGGUAAAGCUAAGGAGGGUAUAUGUCCUCCCGAAGCUACUCAAGAUACUGCGCACCUUAAACUAGAUCCACAAUUGCAGCAUUCCGACGGGUGCAAUCAGCCAGAUUCCAUCAACGACGUUCUUUUGGUUUCUAAGGAACUUGUAUGUUAUGGCAGCAACCUUUCCCGGUCAGGUAAAGCUAAGGAGGGUAUAUGUCCUCCUGAAGCUACUCAAGAUACUGCGCACCUUAAACUAGAUCCACAAUUGCAGCAUUCCGACGGGUACAAUCAGCCAGAUUCCAUCAACGACGUUCUUUUGGUUUCUACGGAAUUUGUAUGUUAUGGCAGCGACCUUUCCCGGUCAGGUAAAGCUAAGGAGGGUAUAUGUCCUCCCGAAGCUACUCAAGAUACUGCGCACCUUAAACUAGAUCCACAAUUGCAGCAUUUCGACGGGUACAAUCAGCCAGGUUCCAUCAACGACGUUCUUUUGGUUUCUACGGAACUUGUAUGUUAUGGCAGCGACCUUUCCCGGUCAGAUAAAGCUAAGGAGGGUAUAUGUCCUCUCGAAGCUACUCAAGAUACUGCGCACCUUAAACUAGAUCCACAAUUGCAGCAUUCCGACGGGUACAAUCAGCUAGAUUCCAUCAACGACGUUCUUUUGGUUUCUACGGAACUUGUAUGUUAUGGCAGCGACCUUUCCCGGUCAGGUAAAGCUAAGACUGGGAAAGUACCGUACUACACUGGAGCGCAAACAUUACCACGUGGAAUGUAUUCUGAUAGAGCCAAAAAUGGUGCCGCAAUUUCCACAAAACCUACACGAACAUACGGAUCGAAAAGUAACAUCGGCCCGGCAUUUCUAUAUUCAACGGAUCAGCUGUACAGCAUACCAGAUGGAUAUAUGAGCUCCCCCGAACGAGGAUGUGCAAGCAGAUCAUACGAAGAGCCAUACUAUAGUCGAUACAGUUCGCGAGGUAAUCCUGCAACGUCAAUUAUAGAUGAAGAACAGGGCAGAGACAUCACGAUAGCUGAUGAUCAGUAUUCCAUGUAUGCUGUGAAAGGCCUCGGAAGGAUGUCACACGCCGGAAAUCCAAUUUAUGAUCCAAACAGACCGGAAGAGCUGCAUCGGUUUAGGGUUGAGCAUAUGGAAAGGCAGCUAGCCAAUCUCACAGGCCUAGUGCAAAAAGCUUUAACACAAAAACCUCAGCAUCCAAUUGUAAGCAACAAUCAAAAUAUUGCUGUAAUGCCCGCACAAUAUCGUUCAGAUAAAUCCGUUUCGUUUGAAAAAUCCGUUUCCUUUAGCGACGAUAUUCAAGGAACUCCCAAAUCGUUUAGUCCUCAUCCUCUCGCUGAUUCAAAACCAUCAAAACCCGCUAUCAAGUCCUCAACUUUACCACGCACUUCAUCUCAAGAGCGAGACCGACUGAAACCGGUAUCACAACUUAAACCAAUAGUCUUACCAAUGAAUCAGUACAACGCCGAUUUAUCUCUGGCCCCAGAGGUGUACAACAACUUACGAAACUUGCAGAAGAAAGCGAAGGACCUCAGAACUGAACUUAGAGCAAUGAGAAGAUUAACACAAACACAAGUAGUUGCAAUUAGAGAAGAUAUCAAGAACACGUUUAUGAGAAUUCGGGCAACAUUGCUAUCAAGCAACGGUGGUGUACUGGGACAAAAUAAUAACGAGCGGGUAAGAUUUAAUUUUAAUACAAGUUUUUUUAAGAGACGUAUAAACCGAGACAACUACAAAUUUCAACAACUGACAUUCUGUUCAGUAAUAUAAGGUAUUUCUGGAAAGAUGCCGAAUAUUUCCAAAAUCAAUCCUGAACCAAAGUAAACCAAACGAUAUACGAUUAAAUCAUUUUUAUCAAUUGCGACAAGUAUCUAAUACUAUGUUCACACUACAGAGUUAAAACAUGUUAUAAUAAUUAGCAACAAGAAAAAACGUCAUCAAGAUAGCGUUAAAACACGUUUUAACUCUUAGUGUGAACGUAGUAAAAAAUUCUCUGAAAUGACCACGUCAUCAAAUUUUCACCUUUUAAAAACAAAAUGUUUAUUUGGGUGAGAUGCCGCAUGCGCGGGUGAGACGCUGCACCGUGGUCCUAAAGCUAAAAUGGCGAGCAAAAGUAUUUGCUGGCUCUCGUUGAUAUUUUCGCGAUUAGGUGCUU
Molecule: messenger RNA, 2321 nt
Organism: Topomyia yanbarensis
Lineage: Eukaryota; Metazoa; Arthropoda; Insecta; Diptera; Culicidae
Product: coiled-coil domain-containing protein AGAP005037
Exons: 9
Coding region: 923-1936 (337 amino acids)
Cellular component (GO): cytoplasm
Source: RefSeq, a predicted model, not a curated record